Phycomyces blakesleeanus NRRL 1555(-) is the source of this 859-nucleotide messenger RNA. RefSeq lists its product as hypothetical. The transcript is spliced from 4 exons. NCBI's taxonomy places the organism in Eukaryota, Fungi, Mucoromycota, Mucoromycetes, Mucorales, Phycomycetaceae. The record is from RefSeq and is a predicted model, not a curated record. The coding region runs from base 89 to 712 and encodes 207 amino acids.
GCUUGUUAAUUCUUUUUAAUAUAUAAUAUAUUCAUUUAUUCAUUUUGUUUCUUUCCACUUAUUACAAACCACAAAAUAUAAUAUAAAAAUGAAGAACGCCUGUGUAUUCUUUAGCCCAAGAACCGUUACUCUCUUCUUGGCACUGUUUGGAAUCACAACCCAUUUAGCCAGUGUCGGAACAACUGCUCUGUUAGCCAGUGACCUUCGAUUGACAUACUUUACCGGACUUAGUCUUUUGUCGUAUUCCUUACUGUCUAUCUAUGCCUGUUACAAUGGUGUAGCUGGUGUUAUUCAAAAAUCUCCUAGAAAGAUUGAAAUCUAUAGCUGGUACUACUGCUUCGAUACCUUGAUUCAGACCCUUUUCUCUGUUGGUGCCGUAUUCUUUACUUUCUAUGCAGACCUCGGACUCUGCCAGAACAUUUUUGAAACUAGCGACGAUGUACUCGGUAGCUAUGCAUGCGACCUUACUUUCAACAACAGUAUCUGGUUUUUAUCUGCCAUUAUACUUGCCAAUGUUCUCACAAAGGUUUAUCUUGCUUUUGUGAUCAGUAGCUGUGCUCGUGAUCUUUCGAAGCAACUGGACGAAGAACGCUUUGUUGGUUCAAAUGUUAUUGUCGUUCCAUCUCCAGCCGCUCUUGCCGCCGAUGAGGAAAAGGUUAUUUAUGUAGCCGGACACGAAUUUGUGCCGUACAACGAUGAAAAGAAGAACUAAGAAAACUAUCUAAUUAUAUAAUAUAUAUAUAUAUAUAAACCUUUUGCUUUUGCUUUUGCUCUAUUUCUUUCUCAUAAUAAUAUAAUAAUAUAAUAAUAUAAUAAAUCUUUAUCAGUCUUACUGAAUAAACCAUUAAUUAGCAUCAUC